AUGUUGGUCAUUUUAACUCUUCUAGUGAUAUUCUUAUUAUUUUGUCCAGUGACUAUAUCACAAGUACAGAAACGUGAUCCAGAUUGUGAUUAUAAUAUUACACAGAUAAUUCAAAGUAAAGGUUAUCCAUGUGAAGAACAUAAAGUUAUUACAAAAGAUGGGUAUAUUCUUGGUAUAUUUCGUAUUCCACAUGGUCGAAAAUCAUCAUCAUCAUCAUUAGGUCGACCUGUUCUUCUUCAACAUGGUCUUCUUGAUUCAUCUGCAACCUGGGUAAUGAAUUUUCCAGAUCAAAGUCUUGGUUAUAUUCUUGCUGAUGCUGGUUAUGAUGUAUGGCUUGGUAAUAUGCGUGGAAAUUAUUAUUCACGUGCACAUAUUAAAUACAAUCCUGAUCAUGAUGAAGCUUUUUGGGAUUUUAGUUGGGAUGAAAUGGCAAAAGAUGAUCUUCCAUCAAUGAUUUAUUAUAUAUUGAAUGUAACAAAAUAUGAACAAAUUGGUUAUAUUGGUCAUUCACAAGGUACAAUGAUUGCUUUUGCAGAAUUUAGUCGUCCUGAUAGUAUCAUUCAAAAUAAUAUUAGUUUUUAUGGUGCAUUAGCUCCUGUUGUUCAUUUAGGACAUAUAAAAUCUCCAAUAAAAUAUUUAUCAUUAACAUCAAAAGAAUUAGAACUUUAUUGGCAUUUAUUAUUUGGUCGUAAUGAAUUUCUUCCAUCAUCUUAUAUAAUAAAAUGGCUUGGAACAUUUGCAUGUGGAGAUGUUAUACUUGAUCGAUUAAUAUGUGAAAACGUUUUAUUUAUUUUAUGUGGACCAGAAAAGAAAAAUAUGAAUAAUACACGAAUUCCAGUCUAUGUAUCACAUGCACCUGAUGGAACAUCUGUCAAAAAUAUGAUUCAUUAUGCACAAGGUGUUCAUUCAAAUAUAUUUCAAGCAUAUGAUUAUGGUUCAUCACAAAAAAAUCAAUUACAUUAUAAUCAAACAACACCACCGGAAUAUAAUAUUCAUGCAUUGAAAAUCCCAACAGCAAUAUUUUGGUCAACUGAUGAUUGGCUUGCUGAUGCAAUUGAUAUUGCUUAUAUUUUCGAUAAUUUAAAAAGUAUGGUCUAUGAAAAAUGUAUUCCAGAUUAUAAUCAUUUGGAUUUUGUUUGGGCUAUAUCAGCAAAUAAAAUUAUUUAUUCUGAUUUACUCAAUGUUAUGCAAAAAUAUCAUCCACCUAAUUAA
Rotaria sordida is the source of this 1212-nucleotide messenger RNA. Lineage: Eukaryota; Metazoa; Rotifera; Eurotatoria; Philodinida; Philodinidae. The record is from the annotation of a GenBank genome assembly.